CCUCAGCUCAGACUGUCGGUGUCUGACAUUGUAAGCCUCUGCAUUCUUAACUAAACGAAACUGAAGCAACCCCAGACGACACAAUCAAUUCACCCCUGUACUAGAAUCAAUAAAAUUUUGACUGAAUUUAAACUUUUUAGGAGGGUUAGUGUUUUUUUUUUUUUUUUUUUUUUUUUUUGGGUGGGGCAAAAUAUAGUAGUCAAAUAUGAAAGACGAAGAAGCACAGACAACGACAACAUCAGCAGCAGCAAGUACAACAACAAAUGCUGCUGUGAACAAGAAAGAGGGGUCCUCUGAGGUUGGCUUUUUGGGUAGAAGCAGAUACAAGUUCUGGGCCUUGGCUGCAAUUCUUCUGCUAGCAUUCUGGUCCAUGUUCACUGGCUCUGUCACUCUCAAAUGGUCUUCGGUUCACCUCAACCAUGUCUCCGAUGACCUUUUUGGCUCCCCACUUCACCACGACCUCGAUAUUCUGGAAGUGGAGGAGAGGGAGAAGAUGGUGAGGCGUUUGUGGGAUGUGUAUACUCAGAGCAAGACUGUGAAGUUGCCUAUUUUCUGGCGAGAGGCUUUUGAGGCAGCAUACGAGGAUCUGAUUAGUGAAGUCCCCAGGGUCCGACACGCUGCCAUUUCCGAGAUUGCCAAGAUGUCCUUGGUGCGCUCCACGCUUAUACAUCAACUUGAACCGUCUUCUCACAACUCUAUAGAGAGGGCAUCCACAGAGAGUAAGCUAGCAACCCAACCGGGAGGAGAAAAAGUCAGCACCGACAGAGCAUGAGGAUUAUUAACAGUGCACUGCAUGAUCAUCUGGUCGCUUAAUUGCUUGUACCGGCCAACAUUUAAGAUUAUUUAUACGUUGAAGUGUAAAAGAUUUUGUAGUAGUAGUAGUAGUCAUCUGCAAAUUUAUUGAUGACAUUUUAACUUUACUCAAUUUGAUAGCAAGUUUAAAUAUCAAUUGUUCAUGAUGCUGCCUCUAUGCCUGGGAUUUGUGCCUUUUUUUUUGGGAGCGGUAUUUGUACUUGAACAACUGCAGACUCCAACUCAAGCAAGCAUGAGCUUGGAUCUUCCCAGCUACUUUCAUUGCAUCUGGUAUCAUCUCUCUGUGAAAACUUGACAUUUUUUAGACAAUUUGCUCUUCGAUGCCAAAAGAUUCAAGAAAUAGCUGCAAUGACUGCAGCAACUUGCAAUGAUUCUUCAUUGAA
Molecule: messenger RNA, 1196 nt
Organism: Coffea arabica (coffee)
Lineage: Eukaryota; Viridiplantae; Streptophyta; Magnoliopsida; Gentianales; Rubiaceae
Source: RefSeq, a predicted model, not a curated record